Molecule: messenger RNA, 2498 nt
Organism: Vitis vinifera (wine grape)
Lineage: Eukaryota; Viridiplantae; Streptophyta; Magnoliopsida; Vitales; Vitaceae
Product: serine hydroxymethyltransferase 7
Exons: 4
Coding region: 388-2142 (584 amino acids)
Biological process (GO): folic acid metabolic process; tetrahydrofolate interconversion; L-serine catabolic process
Cellular component (GO): cytoplasm
Molecular function (GO): pyridoxal phosphate binding; glycine hydroxymethyltransferase activity; cobalt ion binding
Source: RefSeq, a predicted model, not a curated record
UAGUCGUGAUUUCAGCCGAUGGGAAUAAAACAUUGGGAUUUCCUAAUUGCACAGCUAGGCUUGUAUUCCACUGCCUGAUAUUCUACGCUACCGGCCAGUCCCGGUGACCAUAUGGUUGUGGCUGAUAUCGCAUCCAGGUUCAUUCCCCAACUGCACAGCUGCCAGUCCUUUUUCUUGGGGACGAUCGCUUCACCUAUCUGUCGUUCUCCUCCCGUGUAGGGUUUGUGGCACCUUCAUGGAAACCCCUGUAAAUCCUUCAAAUUCUCGCAGUAAUCGAUCGCCUCUUCGCUACUUGUAUUGCAGUUGCUUUCGGCGUUGUUGUCGUUGUUUUUGUUGUUGCUAUUCUUAUCCUUAGCGCCCAAUUUUCAUUUGUUUUUCGAGGGUUUUAUGGAUGCGUCUCAUGCUCAGUCGGGUCUCUCUCUAGGGUUUCAUUCGCAUUCAUCGCUAGCUCCCAUGACGCCGCUCGCUGACGAUUCGGUGAAGCUGCAGAUUGCUUCGGAUUUUAGCAGUCUGGGGAAUCCUAUUCAAUCCGUUCCACUGCAAUUGUUUGAGCAAAGAUGCGAGAAAUUUUCUAAUGGAAGUGGAGGACAGUCUGAAGACGGAGAGGAUGAGGAGUUUCAUAUUUUGGGGCAUCCCAUGUGUUUGAAGAGGCCGAGAGACGAGCAAUUUUCGAGGUCUUCUAGCCCUUCUAAGGUGGCUUUGGUUGAGUCCGGGCUUGAGCAGAGGCGAGUAGCGGUGAGGGCUUGGGGAAACCAGCCGCUUAGUGUUGCUGAUCCUGAUGUUUUCCAAAUAAUGGAGAAGGAGAAGAAGAGGCAGUUUAAAGGAAUUGAGCUUAUAGCUUCUGAGAAUUUUGUGUGUAGGGCUGUGAUGGAAGCCCUUGGGAGCCAUUUGACAAACAAAUAUUCAGAAGGAAUGCCAGGUGCAAGAUAUUACACGGGUAAUGACUACAUUGAUCAGAUUGAAUUACUUUGCUGCAGGCGUGCCUUGGCGGCUUUUCAUCUUGAUUCUGAGAAAUGGGGUGUAAAUGUCCAGCCAUAUUCGUGUACAUCAGCUAAUUUUGCUGUGUACACUGGGCUUUUACUUCCCAAGGAUCGGAUUAUGGGUUUGGAUUCGCCCUCUGGUGGUCAUCUGAGUCAUGGGUAUUACAUGCCAAGCGGGAAAAAGGUUUCAGGUACAUCAAUAUUUUUUGAGAGUCUCCCUUAUAAAGUGAACCCACAAACUGGGUAUAUUGAUUAUGAUAAACUAGAGGAGAAGGCUCUUGAUUUCCGUCCCAAGAUACUUAUUUGUGGUGGGAGUUCAUAUCCACGGGAGUGGAAUUACGCAAGGUUCAGGCAGAUUGCAGAUAAAUGUGGCGCAGUAUUAAUGUGUGACAUGGCUCAGAUUAGCGGUAUUGUGGCGGCUAAGGAGUGUGCAAGUCCGUUUGAUUAUUGUGAUAUUGUUACCUCGACAACUCACAAAAAUCUCCGAGGUCCUAGGGGAGGUAUUAUUUUUUACAGAAAAGGUGCAAAGGCAAGGAAGCCUGGCAUGCUUCUUAGCCAAGGAGAUGAUAGUAACCAAUAUGAUUUUGAGGAGAGGAUAAACUUUGCUGUCUUCCCUUCAUUACAAGGGGGCCCUCACAAUAAUCACAUAGCUGCUCUUGCCAUAGCCUUAAAACAAGUGGCCACACCAGAGUACAAAGCAUAUAUGCAACAGGUGAAAAAAAAUGCUCAGGCUUUAGCAGCUGCUUUGCUCAGAAAAAGUUGCAAAUUGGUGACAGAAGGUACUGACAACCAUUUGUUGCUCUGGGAUCUUACAGAUCUACACAUAACAGGCAAGAACUAUGAGAAGGUCUGUGAGCUGUGCCACAUUACUCUCAAUAAAACUGCUAUAUAUGGUGACAAUGGUGCCAUUUCCCCUGGAGGGGUAAGGAUCGGUUCUCCUGCCAUGACAACAAGAGGUUGUCUGGAGGCUGAUUUUGAGACAAUUGCAGAGUUUCUCUACAGAGCAGCUGUGAUUACAAGUGCAGUUGUUACACAAAGAGAACUUAGAAAGUUUCCGCGAGAUUUUUUCAAGUGUCUCCAGAACAACAAGGAUAUUGUUGAGCUCCGAAAUCAAGUGGAGACAUUUGCUUCCCAGUUUGCAAUGCCAGGGUUUGACAUUUGAAUUUGUUAACAGAAGCAACAUCACCAUUUUGCUUCAGGGGAUUACUACCACUUUGCUUGGUGACCCAUCCUUUUUGGUUAAUCCCUUCCACUGUUCAACCCCAUUCAUCUACGUUCUAUUACUGCAGAACCAGUUUAUACACUAGAAUAGUGCUGAGAUGUUACGAUCAUCGUUCACCCUCACCCAAAUGCUUGCCAACUUGUUUAAGGUUUUGUAAAAAUUAUAUAGAGAGGGCUUCAUCCAUUUUUUUCUUAUAUAUAUUUUUGUGUAAAAUGCCACAGGAAACUUGGAAUUUGGACAGGUCUGUGACCAUGACCUGUAUUGUUUACCGUUUUGAAUACAUGUGUAUUUAGCCA